Messenger RNA from Chelonoidis abingdonii (Abingdon island giant tortoise), 5503 nucleotides. RefSeq names its product alpha 1,4-galactosyltransferase (P1PK blood group) (gene A4GALT). NCBI's taxonomy places the organism in Eukaryota, Metazoa, Chordata, Testudines, Testudinidae. Gene Ontology annotation, biological process: glycosphingolipid biosynthetic process. Gene Ontology annotation, molecular function: galactosyltransferase activity. The record is from RefSeq and is a predicted model, not a curated record.
GCCCUAAAGGUGGUGAUGGGUUAAAGAACCGUGUUGCUGCUGCAGGCGUGUUAUUCACUGUUUCUGGCAAGCGGGACUUGGUCCCGGGAGAGAGGUGGGGCCGCAGCAGCCGAGAGCGAGCAGGGGUGUAGGAGCUGCGCUAGCAGCAAUUGGGAAGCGAAAAAGUGACCGAAGGGGAGGUGGAUCCUCUCUUCAGAAGCCGCCUCUCUCCUGCUGCGCUUAGCCCUCGGCUCCCAGCAGGGAGUGGCCGCCUCGGGACGGGCCCCGUGGGACAGCAGCGGUGGAAGGGGCUGAAGGAGAGCAACUGCUGGGACUGGCUAGACACUCCUGGAGUGGUGAACGGUUCCUGGCUGCCUUACCCAUUGGGUGACCCCGCUAGGAGCUCCACAUUUUUGUCUAAUUCCACCUCUUCAUCAAUGACUUCAUCCUCCAAGGAAAAAUGGGGAAACACUAAGGCCUGAUUGUCCAGUUCUGAUUGGUUCCUUUCUAGACUGAAGAAUUUGGAUCACCCUAUUUUUUAUUGGAAGAACAAGGCCCUGGGGUAGAGGCAAAAAUGUACAAAAUGCCCAUCUGCGUGCUACAGCUAAGCAGGGCAGUGAUGAACCACAAGCUCUGGGCUGUGUUUAUCAUUACCUUCAAGUUCAUGUCCUUUGUCUCCAUAAUGUUUUACUGGAAAAUCACCGAGGAUGCCAAAGGCAAGAAUCUGCUCUAUGGGUUGCCUCUGGAAGUCAAAUGUCCUCGAUCUGUGCCUUCUCCUCCCCCAGCUGUAUCUGGCAGGCCACCUCCACUGCCUGGGGAUAUAUUUUUUGUGGAGACCUCAGAAAAAACCAACCCAAGUUUUCUCUUUAUGUGCUCUGUCGAAUCAGCAGCCAGGGCUCACCCUGAGACCAAAGUCGUCAUCCUUAUGAAGGGCUUGGCAAACAGAAAUUUCACUCUUCCAAAACACUGGGGCUUCUCCCUGCUGAGCUGCUUCCCCAAUGUGGAAAUCCGGCCACUGGACUUGAAUGACCUUUUUUCUGGUACCCCUCUAGCUGACUGGUAUUUGGUGGCCCAGCACAGAUGGGAGCCUUAUUUCUUACCCAUACUUUCUGAUGCCUGUAGAAUUGCUAUCAUGUGGAAAUUUGGGGGUAUCUACUUAGACACAGACUUCAUAGUCCUUAAGAACUUAAAGAACCUCACCAAUGCUCUUGGAACCCAAUCCAAAUAUGUAUUGAAUGGGGCUUUUCUCUCUUUUGAAGCCAAACACAAGUUCAUAGAGCUUUGCAUGCAGGACUAUGUGGAUAAUUACAAUGGCUGGAUCUGGGGGCACCAGGGCCCACAGCUUUUAACCCGUGUUUUCAAAAAAUGGUGCUCUAUCAGGAGUCUCCGGAGCAGUAAAAGCUGUAAAGGAGUCAGUACUCUUCCCAGAGAAGCCUUUUAUCCUAUCCGCUGGCAGGACUGGAAGAAGUACUUUGAAGUGGUCAGUUCCUCAGAGCUUCACAGACUGUUCAAGAACACCUACGCGGUGCAUAUUUGGAAUAAAAAGAGUCAAGGGACAAGAUUUGAGGUUACUUCAAAAGCUUUGCUGGCUCAGCUGCAUUCCCAUUACUGCCCUUCAACAUAUGGGAUAAUGAAGAAGUAUUUUUGAAAGGAAUUGAUUGACGCACCUGUCACCUAACUGAACAAAGGAAGUAGCCAAAACUUUUCAGCCUUCCAAGCAAAAAUGUACAUUUGAAAGUGCUUACAUCUCUGUGAAUCAUCAAUCACCAGGCAGUGUGAUGUAGUGAAAUUCAAAGAUAAAUGUACGGCAGGCUGAAUGUAGGUUGAACACAGGAGUUAACUAAAGACUGAGCAGUGCUUACCUCAUUUUCCUUCCUUUCCUUACACUCGGGUCCCUUUACACUACUCUGGCUGUGUAAAGGGACCGUAAGAUGGAAGUAAAUAUUACAACACUCUGGCAGCAUAAAGAGGUUUUAAAGUGAGAGUAAACAGUCUUUAUUCUGCCAACAGGGCAUAAAGAGGCCUUGGUAUAAAUGAAAAGCUGGACCCAGGUCAUUGGUUGAUUCUUGUGAACUCCCAGGUUUUCUCUUCAAAGAAAUAAAGUGAGGGAAGCAGAGGGAAGAUGAAUUGAGGAAGGCGUUAAAAGGAGGAUCAGAAAAGGCAGCCAGGGAAGGGAAUAAGGAAGACGAGAGAAGAAAGAAAGGGCAGAUUUUAUUUUUAUACUUUUUUUUUCUUACUGCAGAAACCAGUGGCUGAAUGGAACUUCCACAUGUUCCAGCUUUUAUUUUACAAAGCUUUAACGAGACAAUGCUGUGUGUACAAGGAGCCAUGUGCUAUAUAGUCCUUGCUCAGUUCUUAAUGGGGCAAAUUCCCAUGGUCUCCAGCAUGAGGUUUGACUGUGUAAAGAUUUCAGAGUUUGUCCAAAGGUGUGUGUUGUUUUUGUUUUUUAAUUAAAAAUUCUAACCAGCCAUUGGACAAACUUUUUAUUUUAAACGAGGGUCAGAAUUAAUAUGCUAUGAAGAUGCAAGUGAUGGGUGUGUCCAAAUUAUAUCUUGUCUGUCUUCUGAUGAUCUGUGGAUUUAUGUGCGUACACUCACUGCAGCUCUCCUCACCCAUCUCUAUCACAGUAGUAUCUGAGCAACUAUUAAUCAUUUUAUUCUCACAACACCAUGGAGAGGCACGGAAGUACCACUCUCCUAUUUUACAGAUGGAGAACUGAGAGACAGAGAGAUUAAAGAUGGGAGUUAGUUGCCUAAAUACCUCUGAGGAUCUGGGCCUAAGCUCCUUGCCCAAGAUCACAUAGGAAAUGCAUGGCAGAACUGGGAGUUGAACCUAGGUUUUUCUGAACCUCAUUUUAGCACUGGAACGGAAAGAUCCUGCUUCUUACACUUUCAAAUCUUCUGUGGCAUUCUGCUGCUAUUUCUGGCACAGAAAGUAGCCUGGAAGUGCCGGGGUCGUCUUUGAGUCCUGAAUAAAUGCUACUGAAAGCAUCAGUGGCUCUCAGACUCUUUCUAACUGAUGUGGUGGGGAGACAGUUUAUGUUAUGGAAAAAGUUGUGUCUUUGCAGACUCCCAGCACUGGCCUAAGCCGAAGGAGAGACCAUGAAAGCUUUGGGACUUUUGACAGGAAAUUCCAGUUUCCAUAAACUCAGUGUAAAAUAAAUGAUGAAUUCUAUAUUUCCUUCCUUACACAACAGAUUGUAGCUGUGUGCUGUUACUAAUGGGAUCGUACAAGCAUCAUAACAUUAGUGAACUACAGUACUUGCUCUGUGUGAAGGCAGAGAUGAGCUGCCAACAGACCUGUCAGGGGAAGUGUAGCAGUGAUGAAGGGCAAUGAAGGAGAUGGCUUUUUGCAACAUUGAAGGGUCUUGUUGCUGAAAGGGUCAGGUAGAAUAAAGUGGUGAUAUACUUUGGAAAGGAGGGGGAAGCAUUGGGUGGGAGAGAAAUUUUACUGCUCCAUCUCCCAGCUUUUGAGCCUUAAUUUGAAGCUUCUGCUGCUGCCAACACAGGGCACCUCUCCUGUCUUUAAUUCACCACCCUCCCACCUGUCUGUCUCUGAUCUUGAGACCUGACACUGCAAGAGACUGAACAUCCUCUGUGAAGUGAAGGGGAACUGAAAAAACUUAGAAUCUCACAGGAGGCACUCAGCACCUUGCAGGAAUGGGCUCUUACUGGUUAAGUUGGAUUCAACUGUAGCCUCCACAAUGGGAAAAAAUGUGCUGCCUUCCUCUGUCUUGACCACCACUUCUUCCUGCUCUUUGAUUCCGCUGGGAGUCUGUAGCAUGAUUUGAAGCACAACUGAACUGACUAAGAAAUAUUAGUAGCUAUAAGGGAGCAGGCUGCCAGUUAACGCGUCAGUCUCAGUGCACAUGCACUCUAAAACAAGAUUUAUAGUAAGAGGGGUCACCCAGGGCCACAGACAUGCUGAGAUGGGGUUGUCAUGGGCGAGUAGAGCAUCAUCCGUCUCCUACCCUGUACUCUGUAAUGGAAACCAUAGUACUAUAAAAUAUUUUAAACACCUUGUCUGAGCCUUGAACAGUUAGUUUUCUUAUGAAUAAAGAUGGGCUUGGGCUAUUAACUUCAGAUCUAAAAAUAAGCUUUUCUGAUGUUCAGGGACAGUGGCUGAUCCAGCGCUCCAUUUCAUGAACAUGACUAAUGCUGAAUCCUAAUGGGAUGGUAUCAUCUGAUGCUUCUGGAAAACUGCUCUAAGUCGUGAUCCGACCAACACUGCUGACUGCUCUGGCUCUGACCUUCAAGUCUGCAGCUGCUUCAGGGCUUUUUCGGCUUCCCAGCUCAACCACAAGCAAGCACAGAUUUGCUCAGCUGAGCCAAAGAUAUGUAUAAAACAAAAGACAGCCUGAAGCAUAGCAAGCCAAAAUCUUUCUUUCUUUUUCUUUUUCUUUUUCUUUCUCUGUUUACUUGCAACCACCCCAAUGACACACACAGCAGAACAAAAUGGCCCUAACCUACUAUGGAACUCAUCCCCCUCACUUCACAAGGCUAUGAGUAAUCAGGUGUGGUUUAUUUUUCUCUCUAAACCUUAGGUCACAUUCUUAGCUUUACUCUCCUUUUCCUGUGUCCUAAAGUCAUUUUGAUCUUGUUGGUUUCCCUCAGUCCCCACCCUGAGCACUUUAGAAUACACACUUUUCCAAAAGAAAAAAAAGUGUGUACUUACCAAAACCCAACAAUGUCUAAGAGCAUAGGAACUGUGUUCUUACACAGCCCAUGGGGCUGCUGUAUGACGGUAUCCUGUCUCCAGCCACUGGAGCCAAUGUUGGCUAUUUCAGAGGAAGGCAAACUGUCUACCCAUUGUAACUUUGUAACACUAUAUGCUGGGGAUCUUCCUGAGCCCUACCUCAUGAACAUUUUAUAUCUGAGACAUUAGCAGUGAUAGCCCUUGUAUUUUUUUUUUCCAGCUUGUGUCAGUGCAGCUCCUAUUCCUGUCUAUAUAAAUGGAUAGAAAUGCAUGAAAUUGCCAGGCUGGAACAGAUCCCUGGUCUGGGUAGUAUGGUAUCCUAUUUCUGGUAUUUCUCUUUUACUUGGCCUCAGUCCAGCUGAGCAAUGAAAUGUUAGCUGAGCCAGGGACAGCUUAAUGGUCAAGGCAUAGACUUCUUUUGGUCAGGCUGCAUCACAAAGUGUGCACUUCAUUUGGUCGCACUCUUUGCCUCUGAAUUUAAUGUAAAAUAUAGCACUGCUUAUGUGAAAAAGUGCCUUUUCAUAGAAUGGCCUAUUUCUCUGAAGCUUGCAACCUGCAUAAAGAGCUUUGCAUUAAUCUCAUGUUCUCUCCACUGCUGUAAAUAGAAUAGAGGUCAGUUGCUAAAUUGGGAGGGAGUCCCUCUGUCCUAGUAGAACAUGGGAAGUUGGGUCAGUUGUGUCCUGGCAGAUUAGCUUGCAGUAUGUUAGGAAAAUUCUAAAUUUAGGAUUUGAGUGGAACAUUGUUGAUUCAUGGCAGCUUAAUAUCAGGCUAAAGGAAGAGGCCAAUCUAGUCUGCAGUGAAAUGCAUAAUAAAGUCCUUUGCACAUUAA